This is a messenger RNA of Eremothecium gossypii ATCC 10895, 1149 nucleotides long. RefSeq names its product Pex32p (gene PEX32). The transcript has a single exon. Gene Ontology annotation, cellular component: peroxisomal membrane. NCBI's taxonomy places the organism in Eukaryota, Fungi, Ascomycota, Saccharomycetes, Saccharomycetales, Saccharomycetaceae. Gene Ontology annotation, biological process: peroxisome organization. The coding region runs from base 1 to 1149 and encodes 382 amino acids. The record is from RefSeq and is marked provisional.
AUGGGAAGUUCGAGGAAGUACCACGCCAAGUUUGCGCAGAGCCGCGGGCAAAAACCGUCGCUGACGUUUACGACGUCGCCGGUGGUGUCGCAGGCGCUGUAUCAGUUCUACCCGGUGCUGGUUAUCGUGGAUUCGGUACUGAACAACAUGAUGUGGAUCCAGGAGGACACGUGCCUGGGGUUUGUGUACCUGGUGCUACUAUACUUCAGCGCGCAGACGCUGUACGCGGAGGUGGACCGGACGCGCGCGUUCGAGUCGUGGAUGUCGUUCGUCAGCGCGGGGUUCCUGGGGCUGUCGGCGGUAUACUACGUGCACAGCACGCUGAAAGAGAUGCAGGAGAGCGAGGCGCCGACGGUGGACGACAUCGUGAUCGUGCUGGAGUCGGUGCUGGACAAGCUGCAGCGGCUGCGGGUGGAGGUGCUUGGAUCCGGACUGCGGCGGCGGCUGGUGGUGGACGUGUGGGCGGCGCUGAAGCUGGUCGCGGUGCUGACGCCGCUGCACUGGGUGCUGGUGCGCGUGCUGACGCCGCUGGAGUGUUUCACGUGGUUCCUGGUGCUGGCAUCGACGUACCACUCGACGUGGUUCCAGUGCACGCUGCUGCUGUGCUGGCGCAGCCUGCCGGUGCGCGUCGCUUACUACCGUUUUUGGCGCCUGAGCCUGCGCGGCCGCCGCAGCGGGCAGCCGCUGCGGUACCGCGUGUUGAGCGAGGACGAGGUGGUGCCCUUCCCGCGCGCGCUGCAGCGGCUGUCCGGCGCGCAGCUGCAGCUCAAGCUGCAGUCGCUGCUGAUCAGCGACGCCGCGGCCACGGUCGACAUGGAGUCUACGGACUACAUCAAGGUCUGCAUCGUGGAGUUCUGCAUCGACGAAAACGAGCGCAAGUGGCCCAAGGACGGGUGGUCGCACACGCUGCUGCCCUACGAGCGCCAGCGCUACUCGCUGGCGCUGGACCCGCAGCACCGCGCCUCGCCGUCCCCCUGGCGCCUGCAGGAGACUGUCGCCCGCGACUGGCACUGGGUGGACGACACAUGGCAGCACUCUCCGUGGUCCUACUGCGACACCGAGUGGAAUUUUCUCGGAUCUAAGGACUCUAUUGGUUGCUACACGAGGCAUCGCACUUGGAAACGCAGGGCCUUCAGGAUAAAGGGAUGA